This is a messenger RNA of Phascolarctos cinereus (koala), 3537 nucleotides long. It is a transcript of the gene TAF7L, whose product is annotated as TATA-box binding protein associated factor 7 like. Gene Ontology annotation, molecular function: RNA polymerase II general transcription initiation factor activity. The record is from RefSeq and is a predicted model, not a curated record. Gene Ontology annotation, biological process: transcription initiation at RNA polymerase II promoter; RNA polymerase II preinitiation complex assembly. NCBI's taxonomy places the organism in Eukaryota, Metazoa, Chordata, Mammalia, Diprotodontia, Phascolarctidae. Gene Ontology annotation, cellular component: transcription factor TFIID complex.
GGCCUCCAAGCGCUUCCGGUGCCCGCCCAGAUCCUCAGGCGCUGCGCCUCCCGCCGUCGUCAAGUCGUCGUCGUCUGGAGGUCGUUGUCGUCGGACGGGGCGGCGGCGGUCGUCUUAGUCGAUUUGGGGUCGAACUUGGGGACGCCGGCAUCCAGGAAGCUGUUUAUGAAAGCUAAGCUGCUCCAGAACAAAAAAUGAGCAAGAAUAAAGAGGAUCCUCCCCAUGAGCUGGAGAACCAAUUUAUAUUACGUCUACCCCUGGAAUAUGCUUCUACUGUGAGAAGGGCAAUACAGUCUGGAAGUGUCAGCCUGAAAGACAAAUUAACCAUCGAAUUGCAUCCUGAUGGACGUCAUGGCAUUGUCCGUGUGGAUCGUGUCCCAUUAGCCUCUAAGCUGGUUGACCUGCCCUGCAUUAUUGGAAGCUUGAAAACCAUUGAUAAGAAAACCUUUUACAAGACUGCAGAUAUUUGCCAGAUGCUUGUCAGUACUGUGGAUGGUGAUCUUUAUCCACCUCUGGAAGAACCAGCUGCCACUAAUGAUCCAAAAGUAAAUAAGAAAAAAGAUAAGGACAGAGAGAAGAAAUUCAUCUGGAACCAUGGCAUCACUCUGCCACUGAAGAAUGUCAGAAAGAGAAGGUUCCGGAAAACAGCCAAGAAGAAGUACAUCGAAUCUCCAGAUGUGGAAAAGGAAGUCAAGAGACUGCUGAGUACAGAUGCUGAAGCUGUCAGUACCCGGUGGGAGGUCAUUGCUGAAGAUGAAACAAAGGACACAGAUAACCAUGGUUCCCUGACCAGCCUGGACAUUUCUCCAGGAAUGAGUAGCCAUAAGCAGGGCCGUAGCUCCUCAGAACACGAUGAGCUCCGAGAGAUAUUUAAUGACAUUAGCAGCAGCAGUGAUGAUGACGAUGAUCAAGAUCACCAUGAUGAUGAAGAUAUAAACAUCCUUGACACCGAGGAAGACCUGGAGAGGCCACCACAGAGCACACUUGAUGAAUCUGACCAACGGCGCCAAGAAGAUGAGAAAGCAAAUCACCUGGUUGUAGGACUCCAGAAGCAGAUUGAUGUGAUGAAGGGAAAGUACCAAGAGACUCUGGAGAGAGCAAAACGCCAGGAGGACCUCAUCUUCAAAGUGGAAAAUCUGGCCCUCAAGAACCGUCUUCAGGCUGUGCUGGAUGAGCUCAAACAGCAGGAGGAACAAGAAAAGCAGCAGCUCAGCUCCUUGCAGGAACAGCUGGACUCACUCCUGGAGAAGUAAGGGCAGCUUGACUGUUAGUUGCCUGUAAUCUUCAUGCUGGCAAGCAUCACGCAUGCAAACUUUGGGUGCAUCCUCUGGGCUGAGGACAACUUGAAGGUGGAAAUGUGAUUGCAUUCACAUCUCACUGUUCUGUUGCCUAUUGAAUUCAUCCUGUUUCUGUCUUUGCAUCUCCCUUUUGCUUUCCUAGAAACAUCACUACUGAUAAGUAGAAGAUGCUGGUGCCAGGGGCCAGCUUACAGUGAAGUCCCGCCAUUAGUGGGCUAGUCACGUUAGCCUGGUCAUUCAGGUCCACCUCUGUCACUGGCUUUGACCUGUUACUUUAAGCUUUCUGUGGUUCUGUGGGAUCAUCAGAGGACUCAGCCAUAUUGUCCAAAGAGAUUUAAGCCUGGAGGCUCUGCAGAUGUUCUGCAUCUGUUUUUAUCCUCUCCUAUGCAAAGGAGGGCAAGUCAUGUACGUUGUGCUAGGUGCCAGCUCAGGAAAGAGCAGUGAUGAAUUUGCAGCAAUUCGUGCCUGCUGACACCUCUGACCUGGCAGGUUUUAGAAAGCCUGUAACUUAGUGUCAUCGAGGCACGGCACCUAAGGAAUAGUAGGUUUUUCUUGGCUUUGGUGGGUCAGAAGGCCAAUAAGGAGCUGUUGUCCUUAGAUUGAGCCUACAGAACAAAACCACCUCCAUUAGAGGAAAAUCGUGACUUCUGUGAUUCCUCCCCAUCCCCCCUGGUUUGUCAUAUACUUUGAUUUGAAGGUCUGCCUGUAUCUGUUGUGCUUUGUUGAAAAUCUCAACUAGUGCUUUUUCAAAUAGUUUUGGAAAUUUUGUGCUGAAAAAUGGGUCCUCAUUCCUCUUAAUAGGGGCUAUCCCACGAAGGAAAGAGUGUUUCCUAAUGGAAGUUUUUGAGACCCCAAAACAGCAAACCUUCCAAUUAGUUUGGAGCCUCAGUGGAAAAAGGAAAGAGCUCUUCUGAUCACUUCCUAAUGGACCAGGCAAUUCUCAAAUUAAUCAGAGGAGAUUGGGGAUUUGGUGAGCAGGGAAAGGGGAGCAGGUAGAAAAGGGAUUUGAAAAGGCAGUUCUAGUUCUGCUAUUGUCACAAGACAUCUUGAGAGGGAUUGGGCCUGAAUCUUAAGCCUUAGAAAGAGAGGAGGAUAAGCUGUGUUUCUCAGGCUUCCCUAUGUAGGGCGGCAGAGAAGCUGGUCCUUGGACCUUGAACAUGCAGACCAGAACCCACUGUUACCAAAAGCUUUUCCAGCUUGGCGUGGGACCUACCAGCACAGCUGUCAGGAACCCAGGAACUUCUCUGCACCAUGAUGAGGCCUUGGUGAACAGCCUUCAUGGAGGUUCCUGGCUGCUUGCCAUGAGAGGAAGCAGAUUGUACACGGAGGCCAUCUAUUGUUCUUGUCAACCAGUCUCACCUCCCCAAGGACGGUUCCUCAUUUGUUCUGCUAUCACACUGUCCUACAGCCCUCCUUGGUAAUAUAGCUCUGUACUCAUCAUAGUUCCUGCCUUGUCUUGGCCAGAAGUAGAAAUCUCGUAAAGUUUAAGAAGGAGAAGAAUUCAUUUGUACAUAAGUGGUAUGUGUGCUGCCAUGUGUGUUUCUUUUUUGUCUGUAACUUCAGAUUAUAUAUUCGUUGUAAGCAUGGUCAGAUGUCUUUUUAGCCUCCACACAAUGCCCACUGUUAACGUGGCUGAGGUACCAAUGAGAGACAGCAUCUGAAGACUCAUGGGCUGCCUUUGCUUUCCAAAGGUCCUAGAGAGCUCCCCUGUGAAGAAUAUUCUCUGGUUUUCUGGAAUGGAGGAAUUUAUGUGCAAUACAGAGUUAGGUAGCUUAGCCUUUUGCUCCUAAGAAUAAAGCUAGAAUAUUUGUUGCGGAUACCUGUUGCAAAUAUAAGAACUGAACAGUGUCUUACUUUGGUUACUGAGAAUACCAUCUCUUCAAAGCCAGGAAAAAUUAGGAAGUCCUGAUUAAAUCCCCUGGUAGCGUUCUUCUUCCUCAUAUACUUUUGUGGUAUGGGCACUCUGGGAUCCUCUUUAGAGAGCUAAAAGUGGAGGUUCUAGGGUCUGCUGCUGCUGCCUCUUGGCACAUCUCCUUCAGUCUGUAGGCCUUCAUGGCGAGUUUGGGGUAGAUAGUGACUGACUGAUGCCAACCAAAGACUCACAUCCCUGUGGAGAGCUGAUCCUAGAGAAGCUCCUUGAGGUCAGAGUGUGCUGUGACCCAGGGCCUGCCUUACUGCAUACCAUCGACUUGGAGAGUUCAGCUAGGGUCAUGUCCGGUCUUCUCUAAGGGAAGAGAAA